GCGGGCGAGCCUGUGUGGUACAGUAGUAUCACGCGAAGCUUCCAGAGAACAGUGCUGUGGAUCCUAGUUUCGGAUCCAGCUUGGUGCGGUUGUUUUUCGGCACGGGGGGCCGUGUAUAAAUUACCUUUCGGAUCGCGGGCAGCAGGGGAUUGGCUCCCUCCUGAUAGAAUGUUCUAUUCUGCUCAGGUUCGUACGCCACCGUGGGCUACGAGGAGAUUUUUCAGAACUGUCACUCGGAUUUGCCAGAGCCGUUCUCCAGCACUAAAGGAGAGAGCCAGUCCAAAGGAUCAAGAUAUCAAGUUAGCAGGAACAGGACGACCGAGGCAGGCUUGCGGGAAAAUACGCGGGAUUUAUAUGGCGCCUCCUACCAUUGUUCGGGACAAACAGGAACAUCCUGACCAGCGAGAAAUAGUAACCCCCAUAAAAUAACCAAUAAACCCUGGCAAAGAUUGUCCAUUGGAAAAAAAAA
Messenger RNA from Gamsiella multidivaricata, 469 nucleotides. RefSeq lists its product as uncharacterized. The transcript is spliced from 2 exons. The annotation marks the transcript as partial. NCBI's taxonomy places the organism in Eukaryota, Fungi, Mortierellomycota, Mortierellomycetes, Mortierellales, Mortierellaceae. The record is from RefSeq and is a predicted model, not a curated record.